GCUGGGAACGAUUUGUCUUGUUUGAGCCGAACUGCUACGGCAUUCGAUUUCAUCCCAAAAACUAGUAGCUUGUUUUUUUAAAUGCUUUCUAGAACCAUAUAACGUCGUCUUCUUAUGGAAAUCGAUAUACUUGAAAAUUAACAUACACAACUUGAGGCUUGUUUAUUUUCAUCGUGAGAAUAGUGCCUCUAUAAUAGAGUUGCGAGCGCUUACCGCAAGCUGUUGGCAAUUUUGAUACUCAUAUGACCUCGGGUAGCAAGGUAACAAAGUUAUUCUUGUAAAAAUGGGUCAUAAUAGUUGAUUUGACGGAAAACUGGAACUACUCCAAAUCGCAGAGUGACGGAAGCCAGUGUAAAUAGAGCAUCUAAGAAUGCUAGAAAGGAAAACAUCUGAGGAACCAUCAGGAAACCAUUUAAGCGUCGGCAGGGAUCCGAAUUUGCAUUGAUUCCGUUGGACGCCCGUCUAUGCGAAAGAAAAACCUUCUUUUUCACUUAAAUAGCAAUUCUUCCACCAUCUAGUAACAGAUUUCUAUAUGUUUCAUUUUUCAUUCCAUUUUCAGCAUAGAUGGUUCAAGCAAUCCAUAUAAAACACCUAUUACUUGCGUGGCUUAUUUACAUAAGCCACGCCCCACGUUCACUUUUCGCAAACCAGAUUUUUUGGCUUUUUCGGGCUCGCUCCCUCCGAAAAUGCUGCACCAUACGGAGAUCUCAUGCACUACAAAUGCAAAAAUGCCAUCGCUCUAGACAUCCGCUUGGUGCAAGUAUUCAAAAAUUCUAUCUUUCUUGUUACUGCAAUCAGAACUCCGCCUGGUGCAGCACUUUGGGAGGGAGCGAGAUAAAAAAAAUCUGGUUUGUAAGAAGUGACGUUGGGCCUUACUUCCGCAUGGUGCAGCACUUUCGAGGGGAGCAAGCCAGAAAAAGCCUUAAAAAUCGACUUCACGGAAAGCGACGUUGAGCGUGGCUUAUUUACAGGCGUUUGAGCAGAGUCAUGGAAAUUGGAAACCAGUCAUGGGUUCCAUGACUCUGGUUUGAGUACUCGUAAUCUAUGACUCUGUGACCAGAGUCAUAGAUAAUCUAGGAUUCUGCUCGGGCUUACUUCGUCCGAUUGAUCUGCACCAUGCGGAGGUAUUUACAAGUUACAAGUUCAACUUACAAGUUACAAUUACCAACAUAAUAACAGAGUAUAAAUUUAUUAAUAGCCAACUCCCUCUAUGGCUCUGAUAAUAAAUUAAUAAUGAUUAAUGAAUGAUAUAUCUAAUGCUGUGGCAACGUUGCCGAAGCACAUUUAUUAGCAGACUACAAUUUGAUUUGUUUUUCAGGAUUUAAAGAGCUGGAGCACAUGUGGACGUGGUUUUCGAGACUUUAUUCUUACUAAAAUACGUUUGCUCAAAAGUCUUUAAAUUUACUUGUUAAGGAAACUUUAGAUGUUCCCACACGGUGUGAGCUCUUUGUGAUUUCAAAUGGCAUUACCUAAUCCUUUUGCCUGUGGCACACUUCCUAAACCAAGUUUUACACCUGUUUAUUCACCCCAAAAUACAAACUUAAAUCCUGGCCCAGGAUUACCACACGCACCUCAACCUCAGUAUAGUGGUGAUAGUGUGACAAAGAUGUAUCAAAAUGAUACGAAACAAAAGACGUUUGACCUCCAAAAAGGCAACUUUCAAAACUCACAAUUUCAACCUUUCUCAUGUGAUCGUUGUGAUCGUUCAUUUAGAUCUCAUGAACUUUUAAACAUUCACAUAUCUGAGCACAUUCCCUGUGGAAUAAAUGGAUGCACAUUUGUGGCCCAUCCUAAAAUUGUGGAGAAGCAUAUACAAAUGCAACAUGAGACAGGACUUGCUGAACAAAUAAUGAGGCUAAACACCCCGGAGGAAAUACAAAAAUGGAGAGAAGAAAGACGAAACCGAUUUCCCUCUACAACAAAUGUUGCACGUAGACAAGCUGAGCAGAAAGAAAGAUUAGAAAGAGGAGAACUUCUGUAUGAACCAAAAAAAAAAUUUGCCAAAAAUAGAAAACAGCAAGAGAAAGGAGAUAGGGGAAGAGGAUGGGAUGCAAGAAGAAAUCAGAACAGGAAGGAUAAUGAUAAAACAGAAAAAAAAAGUAACAACAUGCCACAUCAGCAAUCCGGACCAGAAUUUUCACAAAAUGUUUCAAUACCAAAUGAAACGAAACCAUUCAACAGUACAAAGACACCAGAAUCAAGUAUAGUAAACAUUAAACAGAACCUCGAUGGUGAAAUAGUAAUGGAGAAUAAGGAAAAAAUUUACUCCGGAGUACAACCUGCUAGUAAUGCGUUGGCCAAUUUGAUAAGCUAUGCCUCUGAUUCCGAAGACAACAUCGCAGAUGCUAAAAAAGCGAAAUUAAUUAUAAAAGAUGCUGAAAAGCCUGCUAUGAAUUGCCCCAGGGAACGUCCCCCGAAACCCAUUAAGCGUAGGAAGAAGGGAAAAACACAAAAAAGUGCUGUAACUGUACCAGCUGUUAAAGAGCUUGUUCACCCAAAGAGGCUGACACUCCUGCAAAAGCUGUUGCAAGGUGAAAUUCUGCACGAACGUAAUAUCAUUCUCCAGUGCGUGCAUUUUAUUGUUCAGCAGAAUUUCUUCGGUUUGAAUCAAGGAACAGUUUGAGUGGUAACAGCAGAAGCAGAUACAUUCAUUUUCAGAACGAAGGGAAUACCCAUGGAAAAGUAUUGAAUUUUUUACGUACUUGAUUUAAGUACCUCAAUAUAAUAUUCAAACUGUG
Daphnia magna is the source of this 2738-nucleotide messenger RNA. RefSeq names its product nuclear fragile X mental retardation-interacting protein 1. The transcript is spliced from 6 exons. Bases 1460 to 2623 code for a protein of 387 amino acids. Gene Ontology annotation, molecular function: RNA binding. NCBI's taxonomy places the organism in Eukaryota, Metazoa, Arthropoda, Branchiopoda, Diplostraca, Daphniidae. The record is from RefSeq and is a predicted model, not a curated record. Gene Ontology annotation, cellular component: nucleus. Gene Ontology annotation, biological process: box C/D snoRNP assembly.